Molecule: messenger RNA, 2551 nt
Organism: Trametes versicolor FP-101664 SS1
Lineage: Eukaryota; Fungi; Basidiomycota; Agaricomycetes; Polyporales; Polyporaceae
Exons: 9
Coding region: 310-2352 (680 amino acids)
Source: RefSeq, a predicted model, not a curated record
AACCCGUACUAUCCGCCACCCAACGCAUCGCCGCACAACAUGGCAACACCUCCCUAUCCGCCCAACGACCCGACGCCCUUCAAAGACGUCCUGAGCGUGUUCGCCACCGCGCUCGACAAGGUCGACACGCACAUGACCGCGCGGCUCAACCGCAUGGAGAUCGCGAUGGGCAACAUGGCAAAGGUCGCGACGGAGGCGCUCCAGGUCGCAACCAGCGCGCGGCAGGAGACCAAGGACGGGCUCGAGCGGCUGCACACAGGCGUCGUGAACGCGGCGAAGUGCUCGCUCGCGAGCUCGGAGAAGAUCGAGAUGAUCCUGGGCGACGUGAGCGGCGAUCCGGACGCGGAUCCCGAGCACGAGCGCGCGACGGUGCUCGGCCGGAUACGCCAGCUCGAGCGCGCGGUUGUCGAGCUGUCCGAGAGCGUGAGCGAUCCGGAUGCGGCGCGUCCGACCAUUGUGAGGCACGAGGCUGGGGUGAACACCGACCCCGUCGUGCGCCAGUUGGUCGAUGCAGGAGUCGACACGCUGGACCUCGAACCGCCCGUGAGGCGCAUAGAUGCCGACGUCCAGGUCGAUAUGCCUGCGCAGAUCCCCACAAUAUCGUUCCGUCCUCCCCGGUCAUCUGCGGGGGCACCGCUCAACCGCUACCGAGCGACACCACAGGCUGAAGGAUCGCCAGCGUUACGAGCUGCGUCGGUGGCAUUCGCCGUACAGCCGCUCGCGCCCGCGCACUGGAGCCCAGCGGCCGGAUACACCGACGGCUCAAGCUCGUCCGCCACCAGCAAGGUCCCUUCACCGAGCGUCGACACGUCCACGGAGCGGCUUCUCACCGCUAACGCGCCCGCGACAGUCCCGUCUGCGUCGUCCGAGGGGCGCGCGAGCUCGAUCUUCGACGAGCAGGAGAUCUUGCAGAGCCUCGGGGCGGACGCCGACGGUGGUUCCCAUCCUCCGAGCAGUCCUUCGCCUGUCCCCGCCGCUCAGAAGCCUCCGACACCUCCUCUGCCGCGUACAACCCCGGUCAUACCGCGCAGGUCGGCGUUCGUACGGCCAGGUGCGGCGUCGGGAUCGCCAAUCUCGGUCGCAUCCGCUUCACCUCCAACCAAGGCGAUGACAGUCUCGUCCCCCGCAAGCCAGUCACAGCAGAACGGAUCGCCGCCGAUUCCCAGACGGAACGUGAUAGCGGCCAUGGCGGCUGCAGCGGCGUCUACAUCGGCGUCUACGGCCACAAUGACAACGAUGGCUGCGGUGUCCUCCUCUUCCUCGGCGCCACUCGCACCACGUUCCCCAGUCCCCAUCCCGCGCGGAUUCGGGCGGCUGAACGCCAUAUCGGUGGGCUCGACCUUGUCGCCCUCCAGCGCCUCACAGCCGUCGCCAACACGCGCGCCCGCCGCAACGCCAUCCACGCCUGGAUCGCUCUCGUCGCUGUCCUCGCUGUCAAGCCCGCCGAAGUCCCAGGCGCAGACGUCCUCCGAGCGCAGCGACGGCUCCAGCGCGAGCGCAAGCGCACCGGUCGCAGCACCCGCGCGCAGUACGUCAGCGCGGGGCCGGGGUAAGGGGGCGGCGCGCGGCGGGAAGGCGGGGGCGAGCGCGAGUGCGCGGGUGACGGUGAAGAAGGAGCGGAGCGAGCCCGGGCAGCUUGGGCCUGCGGCGAAGAGGCGGAAGACUAUGGGUAAUGUUGACGAUGUGUCAGCGAGUGCGUCGACCCCGGGUGGGAAGGCGGCGCGUGGACGAGGGGGCGGGCGGGGACGCGGGCGUGGCGGGACCUCGAACGGGAAGAGUGCUGCCCAGGCUAAGACCAAGGCCGAUCCGCCGGGAGUUGGCACGGACUGUCGGUGGCCUGCGAAGAUCGACGGGGACGAGGCGUAUCAGCGCGAGUUUGUGCAAUGCGACAAUUGCGAAGCGUGGUACCACUUUGGGUGCGUUGGCUUGCAGAUGGGCGACCCGCGCCUGGAGCCGGACGCGGAGUUCGUGUGUCCGCCCUGCGAGAGUUCUAGUUCCAACCAUCAACAGCGCCAGGGGCUGCGCUUCCAAGAAGCCGCAUGCAUGCGCCCGGACUGCGAGCGCGCGGGGCUCGCAGAGGACACGAACGAAUACUUCGUCGAGCGCAUCAUCGGGCGGCGCCCAUACGAGGCGGACAUCGCCGACGGUGUCAAGCGGCCCUCGCGCUUCCUCUGGCUCGUCAAGUGGGACGGGUGGAAGGCGGAGUCGGCGUCGUGGCAGGAGCGCGCGCACCUGGGCGACUGCGCGCGGUUCAUCGAGGAGUUUGAGGAGGCGGCGGAGAUCGAGGGCCGCGCGGUCGAUAAGCUGGACAAUAUCAUCGUCUUGAACGAGGGCAUGGCCGCUGGGUGGUGAGUGGCGUGGGGUACUUGUGGUUGGAAGGGCUGUGGCUGUGGCUGUGUGGAAGGGGGGCGCGGUGGAGGUCGAGGGGGAGGGGGGCUUCCGGACUCUUGGUGUUGUGCUCGCAGGUCGUGUUGGUGCAUGUUUUGAUGAUCGCUAUCGUAGCUUUGAGCCUUGUUAUAGUCGUCUUUGUAGCAUAUAGCUUUUCUUCGCC